AUCCAUCCAACCAACAUUCUCCAGUCCAUGGAUCUUCAACCAGAUCGAAAUGUUAGAGCACAAAUACGGUGGCCACCUCAUCUCCCGCCGUGCUGCCUGCAAGAUCCAGACUGCCUUCCGCCAGUACCAGCUCAGCAAGAACUUCGAAAAGAUCCGCAACUCGCUACUGGAGAGUCGUCUGCCUCGACGCAUCUCCAUGCGCAAGGUCCGUGUGCAAAACACAGAGGGUUUCUCUGCUGAACGGGCCCUGGCAGAAGGCUACAACUUGACAGGCAUCCCAUUGGUGCGCUCACCAUCUCUGCCUGCCACAGUUGGUGGCAACCUGACCGACCUGGAAGACUCAUUCACCGAACAGGUCCAGUCACUGGCCAAGUCCAUAGACGAUGCACUCAGCAACUGGAGCCUGAAGACCAUGUGCUCACUGCAAGAAGGCGGCACCUAUCAGUUCAGUGCCGACUCCUUCAGUGUAGCAGCAGCAGCAGCAGCUGCAGCAGGAGGAGUAGGUGGUGGUGGUGGUGGUGGAGGAGGAGAAGGAUGUGUUGGGGGAGAGUCAACGCUUCCUCAAGGCCCACUGGACCCAAGUGACCUGUCGAGAAGUGCGAGCAAGCUGAUGAUGGCGUUCCGGGAUGUGACGGUGCAGUUCGACAGCCAGAACUUCCGUGUUUCAUCCUCAGUCGUGGAAUCAGCCACUGUCACCCUCGGCAGCAGCGUCCAACAAGAAGGAGCCCCCACGACUGUCACAUCAACUUCCACAACAUCAAACUCCUCUCCGGUCUUCAUUCCUCCCGGCCUCGCGCAAGAACCCCCUCCUCCCUGUGCAGAGCUCCCAGCCGAACCCAUAGAUCCACCACCGCCCCCACAAGAGCCCCCGCCACCCCCAGAAUCAGACUUUGAGGAAGGCGAGCAGGAUCCCCUGGAGGUCAAGAGGUGCAGCUCAGAGACAGCAGAUAACAGCUCAGAGCAGAUGAGCAGCAGCAGCACGUCCACAGAGGCACGCUCCACAUCUGAAGCCUCGUCCAAGGAGGCACUGCAGGCCAUGAUCCUCAGCCUGCCACGCUAUCACUGUGAGAAUCCCGCCAGCUGUAAGUCACCCACGCUGUCCACUGACGUCAUGCGAAAACGCCUCUACCGCAUCGGCCUCAAUCUCUUCAAUGUAAACCCUGACAAGGGCCUCCAGUUCCUGAUCUCUCGAGGCUUCAUCCCAGAUACACCCAUCGGCGUUGCCCACUUCCUGCUACAGAGGAAGGGCUUGAGCCGACAGAUGAUAGGAGAGUUCCUCGGAAACAGCAAGAAGCCCUUCAACAGAGAUGUCCUCGAUUGUGUGGUGGAUGAGAUGGACUUCUCAGGCAUGGAGCUGGAUGAAGCGCUGAGGAAGUUUCAGGCCCACAUUCGUGUCCAGGGAGAAGCCCAGAAGGUGGAACGUCUUAUCGAGGCCUUCAGUCAGCGCUACUGCAUGUGUAACCCCGAUGUGGUGCAGCAGUUUCACAACCCAGACACCAUCUUCAUUCUGGCCUUCGCCAUCAUUCUGCUCAACACUGACAUGUACAGUCCAAACAUCAAGCCCGACCGCAAGAUGAUGUUGGAGGAUUUCAUACGCAACCUGCGAGGUGUGGAUGAUGGAGCAGACAUCCCAAGAGACAUGGUGGUCGGAAUCUAUGAAAGAAUACAACUGAGGGAGUUACGCUCCAACGAAGAUCACGUCACCUACGUCUCCAAGGUGGAGCAGUCCAUCGUAGGCAUGAAAACAGUUCUCUCCGUCCCUCAUAGAAGACUGGUGUGCUGCAGUCGACUUUUUGAGGUGACUGAUGUCAACAAGGCCCAAAAACAGGCAGCGCAUCAGAGAGAAGUCUUCCUCUUCAAUGAUCUCAUUGUGAUCUUGAAGCUUUGCCCAAAGAAGAAGAGUUCUGCAGCCUACACGUUCUGCAAAGCAAUGGGCCUACUUGGCAUGCAGUUUCACCUGUUUGAAAAUGAAUUCUACCCUCAUGGUAUCACCAUCCUCUCACCGUUUGGCUCAGACAAGAAGCAGGUUCUUAACUUCUGUGCCCAAAGUGCUGAGGAGCUGCUCAAGUUUGUAGAAGACCUGAAGGAAUCAAUCUCAGAGGUGUCGGAGAUGGAGCAGAUACGUAUCGAGUGGGAGCUGGAAAAGCAGCAGGGAGCCAAGGCACACUCAGUAAAGAACAACGGCACACAGCUAGAGCUGCGUGGCAAACAAGGCUCCCCAUCAGGAAACCAGGAGAUAGAUGAACGAAGUGGACUCAAUGCCGUAGAGGUAAGUGCUUAGUGAUAGGGCCAUGUCCCAA
Molecule: messenger RNA, 2300 nt
Organism: Cyclopterus lumpus (lumpfish)
Lineage: Eukaryota; Metazoa; Chordata; Actinopteri; Perciformes; Cyclopteridae
Gene: iqsec3a
Product: IQ motif and Sec7 domain ArfGEF 3a
Exons: 12
Coding region: 50-2281 (743 amino acids)
Biological process (GO): regulation of ARF protein signal transduction; actin cytoskeleton organization
Molecular function (GO): protein binding; guanyl-nucleotide exchange factor activity
Source: RefSeq, a predicted model, not a curated record